This is a messenger RNA of Helianthus annuus (common sunflower), 1059 nucleotides long. RefSeq names its product ras-related protein RABB1c. Gene Ontology annotation, molecular function: GTP binding; GTPase activity. The record is from RefSeq and is a predicted model, not a curated record. The transcript has 6 exons. Lineage: Eukaryota; Viridiplantae; Streptophyta; Magnoliopsida; Asterales; Asteraceae. Bases 242 to 877 code for a protein of 211 amino acids. Gene Ontology annotation, cellular component: Golgi apparatus.
AAACGAAGGCAUGGGCAUCACGUAACGUGAACAGCUAAGCACGCACCAUUUAACUCAUCUCUCUCUCUCUCUCUCUCUCUCUCUCACACACACACACACACACACACACACACACCGACCUUUACGUUUGAAAUAGACACAAAAUCCUCUACUCUGUUGAAAAUUUGUUGAUCUCUGAUCUAAUCUCUUAAUCCUAUUCGAUCGCACAGUCUCGAUUUGCCGGAAGAUCUGAGUAGUAAUCAUGUCGUAUGCUUACCUCUUCAAGUACAUCAUCAUCGGAGAUACUGGGGUUGGAAAAUCAUGCCUGUUAUUGCAGUUCACAGACAAACGUUUUCAACCAGUUCAUGAUUUGACCAUCGGCGUUGAAUUUGGGGCCCGGAUGAUCACAAUCGACAACAAACCAAUAAAACUUCAGAUCUGGGAUACGGCGGGUCAAGAAUCGUUCAGGUCUAUAACACGCUCAUACUACAGAGGCGCUGCGGGUGCGCUUCUGGUUUAUGAUAUCACUAGGAGAGAAACCUUUAAUCACCUUGCCAGCUGGUUAGAGGAUGCAAGACAGCAUGCAAAUGCAAACAUGACAAUAAUGCUAAUUGGUAACAAGUGUGAUCUGGCACACAGAAGAGCUGUUAGCACAGAAGAAGGAGAACAAUUUGCUAAAGAACAUGGUUUAAUAUUCAUGGAAGCUUCUGCUAAAACCGCUCAAAAUGUCGAGGAGGCAUUCAUAAACACUGCUGGAACAAUUUAUAAGAAGAUUCAAGAUGGGGUUUUUGAUGUAUCCAACGAGUCUUUUGGAAUUAAAGUUGGAUAUGGUGGCAUUCCUGGGCCUUCAGGCGGAAGAGACGGGUCGGCUUCUCAAGCAGGGGGUUGUUGCAGUUAAAACAUUGCGGCUGUGGCUACACAAAACUGGUUUCCCAUUUACUUAUAAUUUGUUGUGUAAAAAAUAUAGAUAUUGGUAAAUAUUUGUGUUUGGGUCUUCUUUUGUGAUUUAUGCAUUCUUUACAAAUGUGUGUUAAAACAUUGGUUGUUCUACAAUUGUUGUUUUUGAGCCUCAUUGUUUCA